AGGAGCCCCAUUUUGUUCAAGUUCCCACAUUUGAAGCAAUGCCCGUGGUUUAUUAAUGGAAAAUUAGGCUCGUACUUCUGGGCCGGCGGGAGUAUACACGUACUUGAAGCGUGAGCUGGCGCUAGCAUUAUUUUGUGCAUUUCGGUGUAGACCUAGGCCUGUCUACUGCAUGUACAUGUACAUUAUCAGGAUGAACGAUGACCUUCCUAUUAUGGCAUUAUUCCAAGCUAAUAUCGUCGGGUAGGUACUAAGAGGAGGUGGUGACUAGUGAAUCACUUGUCUGAGAACUGCUGUUCACUCCAUCCUUGUCACAACACCUGCCAUUCUCCCAGCCUUAUGCCGUGCCAGCUCUCCUCACCUCAUCACAUCUAGCAGCAGUCGUUGUUGUAGUUUUUGUUUAUUAUUGUCAAGAUGUCUGCACCACCUGCCUCUAGUAGCAGAGAUGGCGCUGGGGCAAAGUCACCUUACAGCUUCACCUUGCAGACAGAGGAGGUAGAUGCACUAGGAACAUCAUUUCAGGUGGUGUAUGCUGAUGAAGGGUCACCAACUGAUCCAGUCAUUGUCUGUGUGCACGGGGCACCGGCCACUCACAAAGCGUACAGACACGUUGUAGAGGGUUUGACAUCAAAGGGUUACAGGGUCAUCAUUCCAAACAUGCCAGGGAUGGGCCUGACAGCUCUUGACCCAGAUGGAAUUUACAACCACACCUCCGAACACAAGGCUGAGGUCAUUAAAGGACUUCUGGAGAAGAUUGGCAUCAAAAGUGUUGCCACAGUAGUGGGCCACUCCAUGGGAGGUCAUGUGACUUGCCAGCUGGCUGCGGAUCCGGCAUUAGAGGGCAGCAUAAAGUCAAUUUGCUUGCUAUCUUCUGCAGGAUCUCGACCACACAGGUUGUUUAGUCCUUACUGGCUUUAUUUCAUCUUUGGCCAGUUGAUCUACUUCUCCAUAAAACUGCCUAUCAUUGGCACCGCAGUGAAGCGUCUGGUGUCCAACCUCAUCGCUGCAGCUGGACUCAGGGGACUAACAAGAGAUGCAGAGGUGUUCUCGUGGUACGAGGGCUCCCAGCUUCACUUCAAGAAAUUUGCUACUAAUGUGGAAAGACUGGUGCAGUUGGACCUACCAGCGCUGUGCGUGUACAGCAGCAAUGAUAAGUUUGUAGAAAUGCCUGUCCUGGAAGAUACUAUUCUACGACUAGGGAUGCGCCCGGAGGACACUAUCAAGUACAACGAGGAGGGCGUUACCAUGGAGAAGUUCAAAGAGGGCAGCCUCAAGCGAGCUGUUGAGUUUGAGAAAGGAACACACAUGGUUCAUUAUGUCUACCCGGAGCAAGUCAUCAAAGAAAUGUUGGCAUUCCUACACGAAGUGGUACGACCCCAGUGAUCUCUGUAGCACAAGCACUAAGCUGAGUCCUUCCACUUGCUGCGCAAGGGGUGUGUCCUGCUCAGGGAAAACAGUGUUUUACACUGAAAAUCAAAGAAGUCAUAAAAUUUUCCUGUGGCCAGGAAAGUCCAAGAUAGAAGCUUUCAUUUCCACCUCAUUAGCAUGCCUAUUUCUGAUAAAUGAGUAAAAUGCAAAGAGUAAAAACGAUGGAGGGUGACAAUGGGAAACACUUGGGUGUGCUAUGAACACAUUGCAUAAAUGUACACACAUUUCGGGUGUUGGCCAUUAAUAAGCAAGUACAUAAAUAGGUGUCAUACAUGCAGUACACACUGUGCCAUGACGUUGCCUCCCAAUAUUCACAUCCUCCAACCCACAGCAAACUCAACCCUGUUCAAUUCACACUACAGUUUUGAACCUGUUCCAAUUCUGGGUGUAACGGUUCUCAAGUGUGGUCAUCAGGGGCAGGAUUGACUCUCAACUCAGGGCAAAAAUCAGUCUCAGGUUGACAAGAGGUUGGUGAUUGGUGGAAAAAUUUCAAGUGUGAGAAGCCCCAUGUUUUCAACCCUGCAACAACCCUGCAUUGGCCCCCCCAAGAUUUGUCCUGUGUGAAAAGACCUCUGAAGUUUCUAAGAUGGUGGCCACCAAAAUAUGAAUUCUGAAUUCACCUUGUAAAUGAAAAAUCGAUUGUGUAGGCCUAUGGAUAUUGUAGCUGAAAGUUUAGGACUGAAAAUACAAAAAAGAUCUCUUUACAAGGUUUUCAUACCAUCACAGUAUUAAACAGUUAAAUGCUUAUGUGUAAAUGCUUCAAGCUUUACUGGUCACCUUUCACUGGGGGUUAUACCUAGCUAAUCUUACUAGGAUGGAACUGGACAAAAUAUGACUUUUAAUCGGUGUGUGUACAUAUUUGUGCAGUUUAAAAUCUUAGCCAUUGUAUUUUUAAAACUGGAGUUCUGCACGUUAUACAUGUAAAUAUCAGUGUGUGCAAUUAUUUUAUUAGAAACAUUUUAACUGUCAGCAUUGAUGCAAAUGAUCACAAGACUUAAUUAUUACUAAAUAUUUUUUUUGUUUUAGAGCCCGGUUUGAUCACUGAAAAUUUUACGCUGUCAAGUAACUCCUUGCUGCAGAGUGAAUUUGUCCUAUUGAGGUGUCUAAAAAUUGUAACCCUGUGUAAUGAACUGAGCAAGUUUAAUACACGCAAUAUUUGAGUUGGACGAACACCGAUUUAAUUCUCUUCAUGUGAGGCUCUGGAAACCAUGUGCAUGGGAAGCUCUGGAAACCGAGUGCAAGACUAACAGAAAAUGCAUACGUAGUAGCAUUUGCGACACACCGAAAGAAAGUACAUGUAAAACAAUAUAUUUACGACCAUAGUGUCCACAGUCCUAGAAGUAGCCGGUUUAAAAGGUGAAGUUCAAGAGGUUAGGGAACAAAGUUGCUUUUCAUAAACUUGGCAUUAGGUCCUUCGGUAGUCGGGAUAAUACACUCCUCCUCCCUAUAGUGAAAUGUCCAAGUGACAUGUUAACUGAAUGUACAUGUAUAUGUUUUUCAACAUGCGUCAAGAAUGAAUUGAAUUGAAUCCAACUUUUUUUCCUUUAAUUAACUAGCCACUACUUUUUUAAACUAACGCUACUUAUAUACACGUGUGCUGACAGUCAAGUGCAGGGGUAGACUACCCAGACUUGGAACAGACUGCACAGAGGAUUAUCCCGCCUCCUAGCAGCUGCUAGGUUGGCUAUUUAUUUGUAGCCAUAACAAUCAGGCGGUUUCUGAUACGCAUAGGGUAUUUUCUCUCGGGUGUGGAUCUGAUGGUGACGGAGGCUCGGUUGAGACUUGUGGUGCUGGAGGAUUAUUGAGAGUUGCAGGCUUGUCGGGCGUUUGAGGAUUGACUCCAGUCUCAGGUUGUCGUUUGGGGAUUGGAACGGUAGUACCCGUUCCUAAGUCAAUGUCACUGUCCGAAUUUGGAUAGGCGCGAGCCGGUUUGACCAGACGUUCUUGAUUGCUGAUGUGGUCCACGUGACGACAGAUUUCACAUUUGUUAUGGUCGAGUCGGAUUUGGUAGGACACCGGACCCGAGGUACCUGUGAUGGUGCCAGGUAAACAUUGGUAACCGGUCUUCGUAAAGUUACGAACGAGCACGGUGUCACCGUCUGGAAAACGCUUGUCCUCGCGCUCUUGUCAUGAUGCCUUUUGUGGGUUUCUUGAUGGUGAAUGACUCGCUUUGUGACAUCGGAUCGAAGAUGGUCGAGAAGAGAACGUAGUCGACGACCCAUUAACAUUUCCGCGGGAAAUACUCCUGUAGCACUGUGCGGAGUGAUCCUGUACCGAAGCAAGAAUCUGGACACCUUGGUUUCUCCUGUUCCUGUCUCCAUUCGCUUCACGGCACGCUUGAAGGUGCGCACAGUACGUUCGGCCAGUCCGUUAGAGGCCAGUCUGUUAGAGGCUGGGUGAUAGGGAGAUGUGCGAAUGUGCAGGAUAUAAUUCUUUGUCAUGAAUUCGCGGAAUUCCGCGCUAGUAAAUGCUGUUCCGUUGUCGGGUGCCACUUUAUCCGGCAAUCCAUGGGUCGCGAAUGCCUGUCUCAGUUUUUCGAUUGUUGCAUGAGUGGUGGCGUGGUUUAUCAGAAAACCUCAAUCCACAUGGAAUGCGAAUCCACCACGGCACGGAACAUCUUACCCGUGAAGGGGCCUGCACAGUCAAUAUGCAAUCUGGACCAGGGGCAGACAGACCAUUUCCAGGGAAUCCAGUUCGCUCUUCGGAGGCAUCGGUUUAUCUUACUGGCAGUUGUGGCAUCCUUUAACCUCCACUUUCUAUAUCUGCAUCCAUCUUAGGCCACCAAGCGAACCCUCUGGUGAGGCCUUUCAUCCGUGAUAUGCCGGGGUGACCUUCGUGAAGGCUAUUUCGCCCUUGUGGAGGGACGAUCACUUGAUUGACCCAAAUGAGGCAACUAUCUUGAACAGAAAGUUCUGUACUACGAACUCUGUACGGUUUCAUAUCCUCUUCCACCCUAUCAUGUGAAGGCCAUCCUUCCCUCACCACGCGGAGUAUCUUGGACAGCAGGGGAUCGCGUCUAGUCCAAGUGCGAAUGUGGGAUGUGGAGAGAGGAGAUGCGUCAAUGAUCUCCAUUAGCAGAACAGUCUCAGCGGGAACUCGGACUUUGGCAGGAGCGGUAGGCAAGGGUAAGCGACUCAGUGCGUCAGCAUUUCCGUGGGCUGUUGUUGAUUUAAAGACCAGCGUGUUCUCGUACAUGGCCAAGGUCAGAGCCCAGCGCUGAAUGCAAGCAGAGACUUGAGGUGGUUCCGCUCUUCCUUCAUUGAAAAGGCUCAGGAGAGGCUUAUGGUCGGUCACUAACGUGAAAUGACGAUCAUAGAUGCAACUGUGAAACUUAAUUACACCAAACACGCAGGCGAGGCCCUCCUUUUUAGUUUGCGAAUAUUUCUUUUCUGCCGGAGACAUUGCACGCGAGGUAAAACCGACUGGGUUUCCGAACCAUCCGGCAUUCUGUGGGCAAGGACUGCACCGUUUCAUAUUGCGAUGCAUCACAUGAUACAAUAACAUCUUUCUUUGGGUCGAAGUGCACCAAUAGACUUGAUGAUAGCAGGAGAUCUUUGGAAGCACUGAAGGCUUUCCUUUCCGCGGCACCCCAUCUCCAUCUUGUGUCCUGCGCAAAAGUCGACACAAAGCAACAAGGGUUGUCGAUAGUUGAGGCAAGAACUUACUAGGUAAGCAGCCCUAGGUAUGCUCUCAGUUCAGUCACAUUUGUUGGUGCUGGUGCAUUGCAGAUAGCAUUUACUUUAUCAGAAGUCGGGUGCAGACCUUGUGCGUCGAUUGUAUGGUCCAGGUACAGUACACGAUAGAAGCGGCCAUGAAUUUGCAUUUACUCAGCCUCAGACGAAGGCCAGCUUGUUCCAAGCGAGCCAACACAGUCGACAGCGAUUCUCACGGAAGACCUGUCUGGCUUGAGGCUAGGACUGGGACGAUGGGCGCUGCCCAUUCCAAGAACUCAACCGGUUCGACGAUUCCUGCAGCCUGAAGGCAAUCCAGUUCUUUUUCCACCAAUUUCCGCAUAGCGUAGGAACAACUCGUGCUUUACGGAAGCGCGGCUGUACAUCUUUGUCGACAAAGAGUUUGGCUGUGGUGCCUUUCAAAGUACCAAGCUCAUCCUUGAACAACGUUGAACGGCAGCUUUGAGUAAUUUAUUGACACUGGUGGUUCCAUAGAGGACAUUGAUUUGCUGCCAGUCC
Molecule: messenger RNA, 5615 nt
Organism: Acanthaster planci (crown-of-thorns starfish)
Lineage: Eukaryota; Metazoa; Echinodermata; Asteroidea; Valvatida; Acanthasteridae
Molecular function (GO): catalytic activity
Source: RefSeq, a predicted model, not a curated record